Messenger RNA from Ceutorhynchus assimilis (cabbage seed weevil), 905 nucleotides. The record is from the annotation of a GenBank genome assembly. NCBI's taxonomy places the organism in Eukaryota, Metazoa, Arthropoda, Insecta, Coleoptera, Curculionidae.
GUGUAUGAAAUAAUUAAUUCCAUGCAUUCAAAUCAUUCCUAAUGAAUGUGUUGCAAAUGGGAGUAAUCUAACCCGCCUCGACACAGAUAUGUAUAAAUAAGUGAGUACAGGGGUAAUGGAACGUGAAUCUGACACGAAAAUAAACCUAGAUUAGCUGACCUGAAAGCGAGCCUGUCUGAAUUAAAUGCUUAUUAAAAACUAGCAGAUUUUUAUGCGGCGGGGUCUUGCCAAAUUGUGAUUACAAAUUUAAUAAGGAAUGUUGGAAACGUUAGUGCUAGAAAUUCUACAUUAAAUUAUCUUAAAGAAAAAAGAUGUAAAGAUACGACUAAUAAAAUGUGAAAUCUAUAUUUAGUUGGUGGUAUGCAUAAUAUUUGCUAUUUUUGUAUGAAUCAUACUGUUGUUUCAAAAGGCACGAGAAAUUUUCAAAAUCAUUCUAAAUAUAUCAUCAAAGUCACAAGAGUAGGCUGGAAUUUGAAAGAAAAUUUUACUAUAAAUAAAAUUGGAACAGCAUUCAGUGACCAGACUUACUUGUUGUAUACACGGUCUGCUAACAAAAGUCAAAAAUAUGGUCCUAGAAAUACACCAUGACCGAUACGGUCAUAAAUAUUACACCUAUCCUGAACAUAGUAAAAUGGAUUACGACUACGGCGUCAGAGGAUCUCAUAUGUUUUACGAGCCGAACCGAACCAGAUGGCAUUAUAACUGUUACUGGCCCCAAGAAGCUUUGAAUUUUGCUACUGUCGAAGAUAAACUAAGACGGAUGGCUCUGCGCAGUCGCUUAAGAGAUGCCACAUUCAUCAGAAACCGAACAUAUCAGUAGAUUUUAUGCCAUUUUUCAAAAAUUUGAAUUAGCUUGAUAAGACUUACCUAACUUUGUAUACAUAAAUAAAGUUUUAUUAGAAAUC